UUCAGUGCUGGUGCUCCUCUGAGAUCAGGUGAUGGUGGGAUACUAUUGCCAUGCAAGGAAUACAAUCUCAUAUAAAAUAUCAGUGGAGACAGCUUUCUCAAAACUGGCACUGCACAUUCUGUUCUGCUCCUCCCUCCCUGUAAUUUGCUCACCCAGUGCCACCAAUCAUAACGGUGGGAAGAGCCUCAAUCUGGAAUGCUGGGAAUGCUGAAAGUUACUUUUUUUCUUCAUGUACUGCAUAAGUAAACUCUGCUAGGUCCUGUUUGGAGUAGGAGACACAAGGCAGUGUUUAAUGUCAAAUAGCUGUCACUGCUCAGGAAAUCCAGAAAUCCUGUGUUUGUCUUAUUCAGAUUUUUAAGAAAAGCAGGUUUGCUGCAGCUGGCAUGGGGGAGUACGGAGUGGCUCCGGGCCAGCGCGUGGCCAUCAUCUGGGACAGCUCCUCGCCCGUCGAAGCCCUGAAGAAUUUGGUGGAUAAAAUCCAGUCACUGGUGGGAGCUGAUAAUCAUAUCUCUGUGGAAAAUGUUAACCAGCUGUCUCACUCGGCUCACAGGGAGUCCAGUUUCGAUGUCAUCCUCUCUGGCAUGGUUCCAGGCAGCACAGCCCAGCACAGUGUGGAGCUCCUGGCAGAAGUAGCUCGGAUACUUAAGCCAGGGGGCCGUGUCCUCCUGAAAGAACCCGUGGUUACAGAAUCAGGAGACAAUGGCAAAAUCAAGACAGCAGCCAAGCUCCUCACAACUCUGACUCUCUCUGGAUUGGUGGAAGUGAAGGAGCUGCAAAAGGAAGCACUGACCCCAGAGGAGGCCCAGUCUGUUGGAGAACAUCUGGGUUACCAAGGCAGUGACCUUGUCAUUAUUCAGAUAGAAGGCAGGAAGCCCAAUUUCGAAGUGGGAUCCUCAAGACAGCUCAAACUUUCCUUUGCCAAGACACCUGCUCCUUCAGCAAAAUCCCCUGUGGACCCAACUGCUGCCAAGCUGUGGACACUGUCUGCCAAUGAUAUGAAUGAUGAAGAGAUGGAUCUUUUGGACUCUGAUGAGCUGUUGGAUUCAGAGGAUUUGAAAAAGCCAGAUCCAUUGUCCCUCAGAGCUCCAACCUGCAAAGAAAAGGGCAAAAAGAAAGCCUGCAAGAACUGCACAUGUGGCCUGGCUGAAGAACUGGAACAGGAGAAGAAGGGCUCACAGCCCAAAUCUGCUUGUGGAAAUUGCUACCUGGGAGAUGCAUUCCGCUGUGCCAGCUGCCCUUACCUGGGGAUGCCUGCCUUCAAGCCUGGGGAGAAGAUUCUCCUGCCAGAAAACCAGCUGCACGAUGCCUAACAAAGACAUGUCCUGCCAAGGACUCUGCUGCUUUUCCAUCACUCUGAGGUUCUUCCUGCAGUCCUCAUCCUCUCAAACUCAUGCUCUCCAGCCAGUGCUCCAUAUGGGGAGGGACACUGCUGUGAGCUCACCACUUGUCAUCAGCCUGGGGCUACCCGAUCCUCUGGUGACAAGUCACGUCUUAGACUUCAUGUUACACCUUGUUUUGGCUGGCCUGCCUUGAUCCUGGGCGCUGGUCACAGCGUGUCCCACCAGCAGAGGGAAGUACAGUCACGUGUCAGGUUGUCCUUGUGUGCCUGUGGCAUUUCCCAUGCCUGUGUCCUACAGCUCUAAUUAGUCCUGAUUUUCCCUGGUGAAUCAGCAGCUCUGGCUCAGUCCCCGGGGUGAUGGGCUCCUGCUCUCUUUGAAAUUUUAACCUGCAGCCCCUCAUGUGGAGAUGGUUCAGCAGCUCCUGUGGCAAGUCAGGAGCAGGGAGUACACUUAGCAGUGUGUACUCUUAGCAGUGUGCAUGGGAAAGGCUGGCAGGCAUAAUGAAUUUCCAAGUGUAUAGGGAGCCCCUUCCCCCAGCUGUUUUUAGCAAAAUGACAAAGAUUCAGUCCCGCCAAGAACUCCUGCCUUUAAGGCAGGGAGCUGAUGAAACAAGAUCUGUCUUGUCUCCCCACAGCUUUAGUCCAACACGAGCUGAUAACACAAGGGCAAUCUGAGACUAUCACCUCUCUUGGUGGUUACCCAAGUGAGUUACCUGCAGUGUCAAAUACAUAAGAACAUAGCAAUAACUUAAUUUCUAGGUGAUCUGUGGUGGCCCUCUGCUCCCUCUCCAUGAGAUACUAUUUAUUUGUGUAGCUCCUACCCUGAAGCAUCCUGCAGGUGUGGGAUCAGGGUGCUGUUCACAUUUUGUGCUGGGCUUGCUUCUCACCCAGGGAGGGGGAGGAGGAAAGCCCAAAUUCAGUGUCUCAGUGGGGACUGCUUUGUUUGGAGCUCUUGCUCUGCAGGAUGUGACUUCUUCUCGUGUGCUGAGUUACUAAACUCAUGGAGAGGGCUGGGAUGAAAGGCUGUUCUGUUCUUGAAAUAAAAGUGACCAAUAGUAAAGCCUUUGUUUUAAGGCUGGUAUUAGUGAUAUUCUU
Passer montanus (Eurasian tree sparrow) is the source of this 2434-nucleotide messenger RNA. It is a transcript of the gene CIAPIN1, whose product is annotated as cytokine induced apoptosis inhibitor 1. Gene Ontology annotation, cellular component: cytoplasm. The transcript is spliced from 9 exons. NCBI's taxonomy places the organism in Eukaryota, Metazoa, Chordata, Aves, Passeriformes, Passeridae. The record is from RefSeq and is a predicted model, not a curated record. Gene Ontology annotation, biological process: iron-sulfur cluster assembly. Bases 384 to 1310 code for a protein of 308 amino acids. Gene Ontology annotation, molecular function: iron-sulfur cluster binding.